This is a messenger RNA of Ziziphus jujuba (common jujube), 1904 nucleotides long. Its product is annotated as subtilisin-like protease SBT1.7. NCBI's taxonomy places the organism in Eukaryota, Viridiplantae, Streptophyta, Magnoliopsida, Rosales, Rhamnaceae. Gene Ontology annotation, biological process: proteolysis. The transcript is spliced from 2 exons. The coding region runs from base 1 to 1578 and encodes 525 amino acids. Gene Ontology annotation, molecular function: serine-type endopeptidase activity. The record is from RefSeq and is a predicted model, not a curated record.
AUGACCUGUCCAUUAAGGGCAUUCAAGAAUCUCAGCGCUCCCACUUAUGCUUGUAAAGCACUAAGAGAGGUCUUAUGGGGGCAUUCGCCCACUUUGUGGGGACCAUUAUUACAAAGGAGGAAUGUCCUCUCGAUGUCGCUUGGUGGUGGAAUGUCCGAUUAUUACAAAGACAGCGUCGCCAUUGGAGCUUUCGCGGCGAUGGAGAAGGGAAUCUUGGUCUCUUGCUCCGCCGGGAAUGCGGGUCCCAGUCCGUACAGUCUUUCCAAUUUGGCACCAUGGAUCACUACCGUAGGAGCUGGCACAAUAGAUCGUGACUUCCCGGCUUACGUCACCCUCGGUAACGGCCAAAACUACUCAGGCGUCUCGCUGUUCCGAGGCAAUGCCUUACCUGGAUCGCUGUUGCCUAUCAUCUAUGCCGGCAACGCUAGUAAUGCUACGAAUGGAAAUCUAUGCAUGAUGGACACUUUGAUACCCGAAAAAGUUGCCGGAAAAAUCGUUCUUUGCGAUCGAGGAGUGAGUGCUAGGGUUCAGAAAGGAGCGGUGGUGAAAGCUGCGGGCGGUGUAGGGAUGGUGUUGACGAACACCGCCGCCAACGGCGAAGAGUUGGUUGCAGACGCACAUCUUUUGCCGGCCACCACGGUGGGUCAGAAAUCUGGGGAGGCUAUAAGGAAAUACUUGUUUUCGGAUCCGAACCCGACCGCUACGGUUGUUUUCGAAGGGACAAAAGUUGGGAUAGAACCAUCGCCUGUGGUCGCGGCGUUCAGUUCGAGAGGUCCGAACUCAAUCACGCCGGAAAUACUGAAACCCGACAUUAUCGCGCCAGGUGUCAACAUCCUGGCAGGGUGGUCUGGAGAAGUUGGUCCCACCGGUUUGUCCAUCGAUGGUAGGCGCGUGACUUUCAACAUCAUCUCCGGCACGUCGAUGUCUUGCCCACAUGUGAGCGGGCUCGCGGCGCUUCUCAAGGCGGCUCAUCCGGAGUGGAGCCCGGCGGCUAUUCGAUCGGCUCUAAUGACCACGGCUUACACCUCGUACAAAAACGGCCAGAGUAUACGAGACGUAGCUACUGGGAAACCAUCCACACCGUUGGAUCACGGCUCUGGACACGUGGACCCCGUAUCGGCCUUAUAUCCAGGACUCGUUUAUGAUUUAACGGUAAAUGAUUACCUAGGUUUCCUAUGCGCUUUGAAAUACACCGGCGCACAGAUUAGCGGCCUGGCGAGGAGAAAAUUCACAUGCGACCCGAGUAAAAAAUACAGUGUGGGGGAUCUUAAUUACCCUUCAUUUGCAGUCAAUUUCCAGAGCAGUGGGCCCACCGUGGUGAAGUACAGUCGGACACUGACUAAUGUGGGUUCAGCGGGUACGUACAAGGUGUCUAUCAAAACAGAGACUCAAGCGGUGAAGAUCUCAGUUGAGCCUGAGACAUUGAGUUUCAGCCAAGUAAAUGAGAAGAAAGGGUGCACCGUAACGUUUACUGCAGUGGGUUCAUUGCCGUCAGAUUCAAACAGCUUUGGUCGUCUUGAAUGGUCAGAUGGCAAGCACAUUGUGGGAAGCCCAAUUGCUUUUAGCUGGAGUACUUGAUAGGAGAGAGAAAGAGAAGCAAUUAGGACAUGUUUAAAUUAUUUAAUAUCGAUCUCACCGGCUCAAAGAGCGGUGUUAUUGAUCUUCGUUUAAGUGUUAAGAAUAUUUCAAGCUCUUUGUUUAAUUGUUUUCGGCUAACCAUGGAAGCUGUAUUGCAAUGUUUGAUGUUGAUCUCUGAGAGAGAGGAAAAAAAAAAAAAAAAAAAAAAGGGGUGAAGGCGAGAUGUUUCCUUUGUUAGUGUACAGUAUUCUUUGGCAAAUGUACAUGCCUUUUGCAUUUGUUGAAGAUUAAUUUAAUAAACAAUUAUAUAAGUAUUUCUCUGUUUA